UUUUUCUUAUUCUUUUCUGUAUCCUUUUUUUUCCAUUUCAGAUUCUCAAAACAACAGGGGAUUGGUAGAGCACUGUUGAAGAUUAAGAAAUCCUCGUAUUUUUGGGGUAUUUUGUGGGAAACUUUUCGGAAUCUUCAUCUAAAAUACGAAAGAUAUAGAGAUUUUUCUGAGACUUACGUGACGUUCCGUUCUUAAGAUGUGUUGACAUUUCCCUGAAGACUAGCCUGGUGUCUGAAAGGAGGAAUAUCAAUCAACCGUCAAUCAUAUUUCGUAAUAGGAAAUUUGAAUAAAGGUCUCGGUUUGUAAACGGAUCAUAAAAAUCUAGAUUGAAUUUCAGAUAACAAGGAUCUCGACUUGGCUAGACUGAAUUGCAGAAAAAAAAAUCACGAUCUGAAAAUAAACUAUAACCAUCCGUAUUGUAAAAAAACAGAGGGUUCAACUCUGAAAAAAAAAAAAAAUCAACAUUUGGGAAGUCUACCUCACAAUGACCAAACGACCACACCGACCUAUUCCUUCUCUCUUCGUCCUCUCCGUCUCUCUUAUCAUCAUCGCCCUCUUCCCACUAUCCAUCGACGGGAAAGAAGAGGAGAAGAGGAGAGAAGAGGAACUCGCCCACGAUAACGUAACAGCAGGAUCUCUCCCGCCGAACAGUACUGAAGACGAAGACCCUUUUCUCGCGGGGCUGAAGGCAUACGAGCAAAGAUGGCUGGACAGAAUCAACCGAAAUGCACACAGGAACAACCGGACGGCCAAUUCAAGCCAUUCCGGCCGCGAACAGGGGGACGAGGAGGUGAACGAAGUGGCGGAAGAGGAGGGGGACAAGGAGAACUGGCGGGAGGGCCGUAAAGGUUCAUUUUUCGACUGGUUCAAAAGCGACGGUCAGUGGAAGCCGCUGUUCGUCGAUAAGGAUUGUGACUGCGGGAAAUCCGAGCCUUUGCGCGCGAGGAUUAUCAACGGCGAAGAAACAAAAAAGCAUCAAUAUCCGUGGAUGCUACGACUCAUUCACAAUGAACAAUGACAUCUCGCUCGUGUUUCUGACGUCAAAGCUGACGUUCACGUGGCGAGUCGCCCCUAUCUGCCUGACCCCGUAUGACGUGACCUACUUCAAGGAACAAGCGCUGGUCAUGGGCUGGGGUUUGACCUCUGAGGGAGACAAGAAGUCGAGUUCACCGGUGUUGCUCCAAGCUAAGGUCAAAGUGAUCGUGAUGAGCCAUUGCAGAACCCUCUAUGGCUUUGAAUCCAUCGACGUCUCAGGCAAGAUGAUCUGCGCCCUCGGAGAGAGAACGGACGGGUGUCAGGGUGACUCAGGAGGCCCGCUGGUAUGGAGGGAUGAUGCCACAGGCCGGUAUUUCCAAGUGGGCGUGACCAGCUGGGGCUUGGGAUGCGGUAACCCUGAUUAUCCUGGUGUUUAUGUGAAGCUGAGCAAAUAUCUCGACUGGGUCUACGCCAACACAGGUGAAUCCGUUUUCUGUUCGACUUACAACCCCAAACUGAGAGGGAAGAAAAGUCGCGGUAACCAAAGAGGAAAAGGGAGGCAGCUAAAGAAGAACGGAUGGGGAAACUCAAUCAUUCGCUAAAACACAAGAAAAGAAUUGAAGGAAAGAGAAGAUAACUUGGACAUCCAGCAUGAUUAUCUUUCUACUUCUUUUCCUUCUUUUUCGUC
Molecule: messenger RNA, 1663 nt
Organism: Penaeus monodon (black tiger shrimp)
Lineage: Eukaryota; Metazoa; Arthropoda; Malacostraca; Decapoda; Penaeidae
Product: trypsin-1-like
Biological process (GO): proteolysis
Molecular function (GO): serine-type endopeptidase activity
Source: RefSeq, a predicted model, not a curated record